This is a messenger RNA of Williopsis jadinii, 2094 nucleotides long. RefSeq names its product acetyl-CoA synthetase-like protein. The transcript has a single exon. Gene Ontology annotation, biological process: long-chain fatty acid metabolic process; long-chain fatty-acyl-CoA metabolic process. Gene Ontology annotation, molecular function: long-chain fatty acid-CoA ligase activity. The record is from RefSeq and is a predicted model, not a curated record. The coding region runs from base 1 to 2094 and encodes 697 amino acids. NCBI's taxonomy places the organism in Eukaryota, Fungi, Ascomycota, Saccharomycetes, Phaffomycetales, Wickerhamomycetaceae. Gene Ontology annotation, cellular component: plasma membrane; lipid droplet; endoplasmic reticulum.
AUGGCCCGUCUAGUGAACGUUCCCAUUGGUGAGGCUCGCAAGGGCGAGACGGCUCCUCGUGUCAACGGGGACUUGAAGAACAAAGAGCCGAUCAAGAGACCGCUUGGGCUGAAGUGUAACACAGUGUACGAAUUCCUCACGGAGGUGUUUGAAAGAGGCGGCAACCGCAAGUGUAUGGGUUUCAGAGACGUUAUUGACAUCCACAAGGAGAAGAAGAUGGUGAAGAAGGUUGUUGACGGGGAGGAGGUUGAGGUUGAGAAGACGUGGUUCUACUACGAGCUCUCCGGCUACAAGUACCAGACGUAUAAGGAGGUGUUUGAGUUGGCGCACGAGUACGGCCGUGGGUUGGUGAAGCUCGGCUUGAAGCCAGGGAACACCGACAAGCUGCACAUCUUUGCUGCCACCUCGCACAAGUGGAUGAAGACGUUUAUGGCUGCUCAGACCCAGGCCAUAGCCGUUGUCACGGCCUAUGACACCUUGGGUGAGAAGGGCUUGACCCACUCCUUGGUUCAGACAGAAUCAGCAGCCAUCUUCACGGACAACUCACUCUUGUUGAACUUGGUGAAGCCAUUGCAAUCCGCCACAAACGUCAAGUUCGUCAUCCACUCGGAAAAGAUUGAUCCAAAGGACAAGAGACAGAAUGGGGAGUUGUACGCCAACGCCAAGAAGGGAUACGAUGAGAUCCUUAAGGUUAGACCAGAUAUCAAGAUUGUGUCAUACGAUGAAGUGGUUGCCAUGGGUAAAGAGGCAAAGGACAUCCAAACAACCUUGCCAAAGCCAUCAGAUUUGUCCUGUAUCAUGUAUACAUCCGGUUCCACUGGUGAUCCAAAGGGUGUUGUCCUGAGACACGACAACAUCGUUGCAGGUAUUGCUGGUGUGUCCUUUAUCGCUAACCGUAACUGGAUUCUGGAGAGCGAUCGUAUCAUUGCGUUCUUGCCAUUGGCACAUAUCUUUGAAUUAGCAUUUGAACUCAUUGCCUUUUACUGGGGUGGUAUCAUUGGUUAUGGUACAGUCAAGACUCUCUCGGAUGUAUCCAUGAGAAACUGUGUUGGUGAUAUGAAGGAAUUCAAACCAACUAUCAUGGUUGGUGUUGCUGCUGUUUGGGAAACCAUCAAGAAGGGUAUUCUCUCACAGUUGGCCAAACAACCACCUUUCACACAGAAGCUGUUCUGGGCUGCUUACCACUACAAAUCGAAGAGUUGGAAGAUCCCAGGUUCCACGUACCUCAUUGACCACGUUAUAUUCAAGAAGGUCAAGGCUGCCACCGGUGGUUGUCUUCGUUACAUCUUGAACGGUGGUUCUCCAUUGUCACAGGAUACUCAGUUGUUCAUCACCAACUUACUUGCACCAAUGCUUAUCGGUUACGGUUUGACUGAAACUGUGGCUAACACCACUGUUGUUUCACCAGGUGCGUUUGAAAUCGGUGUUCAAGGUGCGCUUUCUGGCUCUAUUCAGGUCAAGUUGGUUGACGUUGAAGAAGCCGGCUACAAAGCUGAAAACAACCAAGGUGAGAUCUGGAUUAAGGGUUACCCAGUUAUGCCAGAGUAUUUCAAGAACGAGGAGGAGACGAAGGCUGCCUUCAACUCUGAAGGCUGGUUCAUGAGUGGUGAUAUCGGUGAGUGGACAAGCACAGGACAGUUGAAGAUCAUUGACCGUAAGAAGAACUUGGUGAAGACCCUGAACGGUGAAUACAUUGCAUUGGAGAAACUGGAGUCCGUGUAUCGCUCAAACCAUUACGUUGCAAACAUCUGUUGCUAUGCGGACAACUUGCAUGCCAAACCAAUUGCCAUUGUUGUUCCAAAUGAAGGUGCAAUUCGUCAAUUGGCACUGGAGAACAAGUUCAUCUCGAAAGAGUCUGAUGAUUUGCACAACGUGUUGAGAAAUGCCAAGUUUGUUGGUAAGGUUCACAAAUCCAUGGUUGAAACUGCCAAAUCUCAAGGCUUGAUUGGUAUUGAGAUUAUUGCAGGGUUGGUGUUUGUCGAUGAAGAGUGGACCCCACAGAAUGGCUUUGUCACAUCUGCUCAAAAGUUGCAAAGAAAGAAGAUCUUGGAGGCCAGCAAGAAGGAAGUUGACGACUUGUAUGCAAGUGUUUAA